CGGAGCUGGAGCUGGAGCUGGAGUGGAGUGGAGUGGUGCCCACGCAGACGCAGACGCAGACGCAGACGCAGCAGAGCCCGGAAGAGAAGGAGGGAGGAGUAAGAUGAGGAGCUCGGUGUCGGAGCGCAGCCUCAUCAUCGAGAGCGACGACGACGACGACCAUCCCCAAUCCCAACCGCCAUCCGCAGCCGCCGCCAGGAGAAGACGCCACCACGACCAGGGCUCCGGCUCCGACUCCGACUCCGGCUCGGGCUCCGACUCGUCCUCCCCCUGCGCCACCCCGCGCGCCGAGCCCACCGCCUCCUCCUACACCCAGCAAUGGCCGCAGAGCUACAGGCAAUCCAUCGACAUCCUUAGUAGCGUGCAGUCACCAAAUCUCAGCUUCUUAGGGACCCCAACUCUAAGCAGGCUCUCCAACUCCUUCACCAACUCUUUCCGUGGUAAAACCCCUGAAAUCAUCUCUAAUCUCGUCAAGCCACUCCUGCGCCCCACCACAAGUGAUGAGCAGCAACGUGAAGAAGCGCGAAAGAGCUCCCAGUACCUUCUGCCCUCGAGAAAACCCUCUUUGCAACAAAUCCCUGAGGAUCAGAAGCCACUGCUAGUUGCUGAUGAGGUGUCUCCUCAUCAGAAAUGCUCUUACACCCAGGCAGUGGUCAAUGGAAUAAAUGUUCUAUGUGGUGUGGGAAUCCUAUCAACACCUUAUGCCAUCAAACAAGGUGGUUGGCUUGGACUGGCCAUACUCUGUUUAUUUGCUAUUCUUGCAUGGUAUACUGGUGUGCUCCUGCGCCGUUGCCUAGACAGCAAGGAGGGCCUUGAGACAUACCCAGAUAUUGGCCAUGCCGCCUUUGGCACCACCGGUCGUAUAGCCAUCUCGAUAAUCCUGUAUGUGGAACUGUAUGCCUGUUGCAUCGAGUAUCUGAUACUGGAGAGCGACAAUUUAUCAAAAUUAUUCCCCAAUGCACACCUAACCAUUGGGAGCUUGACAUUGAACUCCCAUGUAUUUUUCGCAAUCUUGACUACCAUCAUUGUCAUGCCCACCACUUGGCUCCGUGACCUUAGCUGCCUGAGCUACCUUUCAGCUGGAGGUGUCAUUGCAUCUAUCCUUGGAGUCAUCUGCCUGUUCUGGGCAGGUGCCGUUGACAAUGUUGGCUUUGAGAACGAAGGAACUGUGCUGAACCUCCCUGGAAUCCCUAUUGCGAUUGGAUUGUAUGGUUAUUGCUACUCAGGGCAUGGGGUGUUUCCGAACAUCUAUUCUUCUCUGAAGAAUCGCAACCAGUUCCCUUCAAUUCUCUUUACUUGUAUUGCGCUGUCUACCAUUUUGUAUGCUGGUGCCGCGGUGAUGGGAUACAAAAUGUUUGGUGAAGCCACAAAGUCUCAGUUCACACUCAACUUACCAGAGAAUUUAGUAGUUUCAAAGGUUGCAGUUUGGACCACGGUGGCAAAUCCAAUAACCAAAUAUGCAUUAACCAUAAUCCCACUGUCUAUGAGUUUGGAGGAGUUGCUGCCGCCAAAUCAACAGAAGUACUCAAACAUAAUGAUGCUUAGAUCAGCCCUUGUGGUGUCAACCCUCCUCAUUGCUCUAUCUGUACCCUUCUUUGGACUUGUGAUGGCCUUGGUUGGUUCUUUGCUCACGAUGCUUGUGACCUAUAUUCUACCUUGCGCGUGCUUUCUGGCAAUCCUUAAGACAAAGGUGACUUGGCACCAGGUCGCAGCUUGCUCAUUCAUCAUGGCGGUCGGGGUUUGCUGCGCGUGUGUGGGGACAUACUCGUCCCUGUCCAGGAUAAUCCAGAGUUACACCUGAUCAGUGUACAUGUUGCAGUUAUUCCAGUCACCCACCGUAUACACGAAAAGCAUAUACAAGACAAAUUUUUACCCAGUAAUUUAGCGAGUCUGAUGCAUAAUAAAUUUACGACAUGUAUGUGAAAUGCUUGCAUGUUAGUGUACCAAGAAAUAUGUAGCAAGGCUUUUAGUAGGUUGUAUCAUGCAUAAAUAACAAACUAGAAAUAUGAUUUGUAUUCUGUUGAUCUGUUUUCGGUGGAAUAUGAUUUGUAUUCGGUUGAUUUGUAUCA
Molecule: messenger RNA, 2069 nt
Organism: Setaria italica (foxtail millet)
Lineage: Eukaryota; Viridiplantae; Streptophyta; Magnoliopsida; Poales; Poaceae
Product: amino acid transporter AVT1C
Exons: 12
Coding region: 104-1801 (565 amino acids)
Cellular component (GO): plasma membrane
Source: RefSeq, a predicted model, not a curated record